Molecule: messenger RNA, 537 nt
Organism: Didymodactylos carnosus
Lineage: Eukaryota; Metazoa; Rotifera; Eurotatoria; Philodinida; Philodinidae
Source: the annotation of a GenBank genome assembly
AUGUGCGCGCUACAAUUAUGCCUCAUUAAAAAAGGUUUUGGUACUUCAGAAUUCAAUCCAACAUUAACUAAUCAAGAUGAAAUAUCGAAAAAUCUGAUUUGUGAUUCACAUAAAGACAAACGUAGUAAAUCACUUGGUACAAGUUCAGUGUUUACUAACAAGGAUUCACAAGAACAAACUGUUAUUCCAAAUGUACACUUUCAAAUUGAGAACUCAAAUGAGGAAUCUAUCCCAUUAACGACCUAUGUUUCCAAUGAACAUCAGCUUGAUGAUAUGCAGAUAAUCGAUCCCUAUAAAAUUCACCACGAUGGUACAAAUGCACAAAUAUACGAUUCCUACAAUAACAAUGUUGAAUAUCAAAUUCAAGACCUUUCAAAACGACUUGAUUUACUAGAAACAAAGUUAAGUCAAGACAUGUCAACUGUUUUAACUAUACUCCAGCGCCAAUUUCCAUCAGAGGCACCUUCAGUUAGUGAUACAAUAAACGAUAAUGAAUCCUUUGAAACAGUUAUCUAUAAUCCAAAAACAAAUUUAUAA